AUGUUGAAUUCAUCAAACGAUAGCGAAAAUGAGAUAACGAUAAUAAAUACUGACGAACAAAAAUCCAAAGACAACAAACUAAUCGAUCAACUCAUAAUACUUUACUAUCAACAAACCCUAAUAGACUGGGACUCGACUGUACAAUCCACAAUCGAAGAUUGGAUUUUUAAAAACAAACAUAAUCUCGAGCACAUCAUCAACCUUCUAGAACAACGAAAGGAAACAUCUAUCGAGUGUGCAUGUCUACUUGGAUUUUUUCAUCACUACGGCAUUGGAUUUGAAACUUACAACUUAGAGGAAGCAUUUCAAUUAUAUAAACAUGCAGCUGAUAAAGACGAUAGUUUUGCAAAUAUACAAAUUGGUGAGCUUUAUCAAAUCACAAAGACAAACCACGUGAAAGCUAAAGAAGCGUAUAAACGAGCUGCAUUGCUAGGACAUCCGCAAGGGGCGUUUAAAUAUGCAUUGUUUUUGUAUAAUUGUAAGGAGAAAAUUUAUUGGGUUCAAGCAUCGGCCGAAAAGGGAUUCGAAGCAGCACAGCGAGAUAUGGCGGGUCAUUGUCAUUAUGGAUAUGGCGUAUUAAAAGAUGAUCAUCGUGCUUUAAGUUGGCUCUUAAAAUAUUCAAAGAACAAUCCUCGGGCAAGCUCGGAUGAAUUGAUGUCUCUUUAUUUUUAUUAUUAUUAA
Messenger RNA from Ambispora gerdemannii, 681 nucleotides. The record is from the annotation of a GenBank genome assembly. Lineage: Eukaryota; Fungi; Glomeromycota; Glomeromycetes; Archaeosporales; Ambisporaceae.